CUUUCUUGUAGCGAAGAAGAUUAAUCAAUAAUGGCUAUUAUUAACUGUGGAUUUUUAAUUUUGAUGAUAUUGAUCAGAGAUGUAGAGUUAUGCCGAGAAAAGAGUAGAGAUCAAAGUAACAUAAACAAGAGAAUAAUUUCAUUAAAUGAAUACAAAAUAGAAGUACAAAAGAUAAUAGCAGAAAUUAGAAAACCAAGUGAACGCUUAAGCGAUGACAUCGUGGACUAUUUGCUUGAAAAUCUGAACAAUGCCCAGCAAACAUAUAAAUUUGGUUCUGUUUUUCAUUACAAUGCGACCGAUUUUUAUCAACAAUUCAGCACAACCACAAGAGAUGACAUUCAAAUUUUAAGCGGUGGACGUCUUGGUCACCCAAAUGCGAUUUCACACUAUAUUUGCAUUUGUUAUAGACAUAGACAACAUAUUGUAUAUAUUUAUGAUAGUUUAUUUCGACUUAAAAUAACCAAGCGUCAUAGAGAAAUCAUGCAAAAGCUUUAUCCAGCUGCAAUCAUUUAUAAACAUAAAAAGCCAGCAACCCUUCAACAUGAUUCAACAUCAAGUGGACUGUUUGCAAUAGCUUAUGCAACAAUGUUGAUAUUAGGAAAGGAUCCAACCACUUAUGAGCUUAAAUUAAAUACAACAGAAGGUGCCGAUCAAGGCAGUUUCAUGCGAGAACAUCUUAUAAAAAUGUUACAAGCGAAAAAAUUAUCACUCUUCCCUUCGACUGAUCAACUAUGAGAAUGUGAAUUUUAAAUAAUAAUUCAAAAUUGGUGUUGGUUCACAGAAAGAAAAAAUGUGGUAUUUUUAAUUCAAUUUUGGUAGAU
Molecule: messenger RNA, 821 nt
Organism: Contarinia nasturtii (swede midge)
Lineage: Eukaryota; Metazoa; Arthropoda; Insecta; Diptera; Cecidomyiidae
Exons: 3
Coding region: 31-735 (234 amino acids)
Source: RefSeq, a predicted model, not a curated record